AAGGAUGAAAUGAAAAUUGAUCAACAAUACGUCAUGACUACUGUUUUCCGAUCAGCUGAAUUUGAGUUGCUGGUAUCUGUGUACGCAAAGCCGUUUCUGCGUUUUGUUAUUGAAGUGUUGGUAGUUCGUUAAGGGAGAUUGCCUUGGUUUUGCAAGUUUGAUAAAGCUCGCGCGUUUGGGCAUUGACUGAUAACAAAAAUGGGUGCCACUGCAACGAAGAUGGCACAAAAAAGUUAUAGUUAUAUAACUGGAUCAGAUUCUGACUCAGGAUCAUCGAAGGGCACAUUAUCCAAACACCAAGGAAUAGCUGUGAAGGCCACGGCGUUUGUCUUAACAAGAUCAAGCUCAAAGUAUUUUGAUGAAGAUGGUCAACUUGCUAAUGAAUUCUACUGUGAAGUUCGUUCGAAAUCUGGAAAGAAGAGAAAACUAAAAAAAAUUAAAACAGGCCUCACUCCGCAGGGCGAAGUACCUUUGAAAAUUGCCAGACUUCACUUUGAUUAUCCUGUUGUAUUGUAUGAAGCCAGAUAGCAUUCUGGACUGUACAACUCGCUUAAAACAUCACAGCAGUGCAGGAAAAAUGUUUGGUCUUUUUUCAAAGUGUUGAUUGCGUCUGAUUUGUCUAUCUGAUGUGUUGUCUCUGGAACGACAUGAAGAAACUGAACGUGACAGUCAAUUGGUCAUUAAUUCUGAAAAGGACUACUAUUCAUGGGUGAUGGAGAUUAUGAUAUAUCUAUAUCUAACAAUUAUAAUACAUCAAGUAUAUGACUGAAUAACACUGUGAAAAAUCAAUAUAUAGUAUGAACUAUUCGGGCAAAAUUUAUGCUGAUGUUCAUUUUUCACAUCUGCAAGUACAGCGUCAUUUACCAUUAUUACUGCUCAGCAUGCAGUUUUUCAAUUUUAACAACUUUGGUGUAUGCAAGCCCUAUUUAAUUAUCGGCUGGAAAUGUUUUGUCAAAUCAAUGCUUUUUGAAUUUCUAUUGAUAAUUUUGACUUUAAUUAUCAGCAAACCCUUUAAACUCCCAACUUCGAGGUAGUUGAAAAUACAAUUCUGAUUCCAAUAUCAAUGAUAUCUUGCCAGAGUCUGAGUCUGCAGCCCUAGUUAUGAAUACUUUCUUUUUUGUGAAUGAACAUGACCAUGUGGUGUGACCAUGCUGGCCUCCUAAAAUGGGAAAACAACCUGAGCAACAUGGCUCAAUGCAAAAUCCCAAGCUUUCAAUUUCAAGUGAAAUGCUUACUAAUAGAAGUGUUGCAAGUAAUUAUCGUAUAUGUUUGUGAUAUAGAUAUCAGUAAAUAGCAUGAAACCUUACAAUUGAACACUGUUCGUAGCACCGAACUGGUUCUCUCAAAGUGAAACUUUACUUGAAGAUAUCCCAUUGAUAGAGAAGGGUUCCUCUCACUGGAAACAAACCCAAACACUUGGAAAUGCCCUAAAACAUGUUUGGUGAGCACCGGUUUUCAAUUGUUGGUAUGUUUUUAUUGUCACAUAAUAUUGUUUGAAAUAAUAUAAAUGAAAUUACUCGUUAAAUUAGUAAAAUAGUGACAAUGUCGUUGUGCUCAUAUCUUGUCUGUUUAUUGAUAUCCUUGCAAAGUUAACUUAAUGCAGUGAUAGAUAUUUUCGCACUGCCAAAAGACAUUUGCUUUUAAUUAAUAUUUUCUUGUUACGCAAUAUUUAAUAAACUUAAUUUUUUUUUAAUUAAUAUUAAAUUACUGAUUUUGUUGACAGUGUAAAA
Styela clava is the source of this 1730-nucleotide messenger RNA. Its product is annotated as tumor suppressor candidate 2-like. Lineage: Eukaryota; Metazoa; Chordata; Ascidiacea; Stolidobranchia; Styelidae. Gene Ontology annotation, cellular component: mitochondrion. The record is from RefSeq and is a predicted model, not a curated record. Gene Ontology annotation, biological process: regulation of mitochondrial membrane potential.